GUGGAGGCUUUAAGAGGACUUCCAACUCCUGUAAAAACACAGACCAGAGGACUACUAACCAACAUUUCAGGCUGAUGCUCCAGACUUCAAAGUUACUCUCUAACUCUUAAUUAUAUCAUAUCUGUGUCGACACACUCUGGGAAAAGACUGAAGAAAUAAUCUUUUCAAGAAGGAGGUACAUUUAAAAGAAAGCUCCUGCAUACAUAGGCUGAUACGCCACCUACUGCAAAACUGAGCUGACAGCGCAGGCGAUGCUGCCAGCAUUUCCAUUCCAUCACCAGGCUGGGGCUGAAUAAAGGCGUGCUUGUGUGGUAGUGUUUCUUUUUAAAAAAUCUCAAAGCCAAGAAGAACAAGCCGAAAUAGUAUCUUCAAAAAAUGGAGCGUAAAAUAAACAGAAGAGAAAAAGAAAAGGAGUAUGAAGGGAAACACAACAGCCUGGAAGAUGCUGAUCAAGGAAAGAACUGCAAAUCCACACUGAUGACCCUCAACGUUGGUGGAUAUUUAUAUAUUACUCAAAAACAAACACUGACCAAAUACCCAGACACUUUCCUUGAAGGUAUAGUAAAUGGAAAAAUCCUCUGCCCGUUUGAUGCUGAUGGUCAUUAUUUCAUAGACAGGGAUGGGCUCCUCUUCAGGCAUGUCCUAAACUUCCUACGAAAUGGAGAACUUCUAUUGCCCGAAGGGUUUCGAGAAAAUCAACUUCUUGCACAAGAAGCAGAAUUCUUUCAGCUCAAGGGACUGGCAGAGGAAGUGAAAUCCAGGUGGGAGAAAGAACAGCUAACACCCAGAGAGACUACUUUCUUGGAAAUAACAGAUAACCACGAUCGUUCACAAGGACUGAGAAUCUUCUGUAAUGCUCCUGAUUUCAUCUCAAAAAUAAAGUCUCGCAUUGUUCUGGUGUCCAAAAGCAGGCUGGAUGGAUUUCCAGAGGAGUUUUCAAUAUCGUCAAAUAUCAUCCAAUUUAAAUACUUCAUAAAGUCUGAAAAUGGCACUCGACUUGUACUAAAGGAAGACAACACCUUUGUCUGUACCUUGGAAACUCUUAAGUUUGAGGCUAUCAUGAUGGCUUUAAAGUGCGGUUUUAGACUGCUGACCAGCCUGGAUUGUUCCAAAGGGUCAAUUGUUCACAGCGAUGCACUUCAUUUUAUCAAGUAAUUACCUGUGUCACGAACAAAGGCAACAAGCAUGCAGCCAGCAAGCUUCGGAAAACUACAGCAUCAAAGGCAUCCCAAAUAACGUGCCCAGCUAGCUCUGUACUACAGAGCCCUGCUACUAAUCAAUUACUGUGAGCUAACGGUAUGUAAAUUCUAUCGCUAAAGAUGUCCUUCCUCUGGGGUGUUCCUGCUGAUCAGACUCUCUCACCUAAAAUGAAAACAGUAACCUUCUAUAUACUGUAAAUAAAGACUGAAUGCUUUUGCUAUUUGUUUAUUUGUCCCUAAGCUGUCUUUCAGUCAGAAUGUCUUGGGUAUUUGCACAAAAAACAAAGCAUGUACAUUAUCGAUUGUUUAUUUAAGGAAAUGGUAAUAAAAUAUUUUAAGGGGCUACUAAGAUUUAAAAUCCUUUCUACUAUGGCAAAAACCUACAAAGAAACUGAGCUGGUAAAAUUAACCACCUGGAGAAAAACAGAUGUGCAGAUCUAACUAAAACAGAGCUGUAGUGAAACAAAAAGAGACUGUAAGAAGGCAUUAAAGUUACUGAUUUGAUUUUUCAUAGCAGGCACCAAAAGCUUACAUUCACAGUUCCUGUGUUUCAUACUAGAAUUAUAGCUGGAUUAAUAUUUUGCUGAAAAUUCCUAGAAAACUGCUUGAUGACAAUAAAAAGUAAAUAAAAGCACUGCUACCUUCUUUGAUUGUAUUAAUGAUUAUAAUAAAAAGUUACAACUCACUUUAAAAGCAAACAGUACCACUUGAUGAUUUUGCACAAAAUUAUGCAUUGAUGUAGUCAACCCGCAGGCUAUAGUAACCCUGGCUGGUCUUGGAAGUGACAACAAAUUCAAUUCUUUGCAGGCUAAGUUCCCACAAAGCAUGGAUAACUUAGUUUCAUAGAGUAUGUGUUAUUAGAAUAAUAACGGAGUUCAUUUUCA
Messenger RNA from Saimiri boliviensis boliviensis (Bolivian squirrel monkey), 2083 nucleotides. RefSeq names its product potassium channel tetramerization domain containing 4 (gene KCTD4). Lineage: Eukaryota; Metazoa; Chordata; Mammalia; Primates; Cebidae. Gene Ontology annotation, biological process: protein homooligomerization. Gene Ontology annotation, molecular function: protein binding. The record is from RefSeq and is a predicted model, not a curated record.